Fusarium fujikuroi IMI 58289 is the source of this 489-nucleotide messenger RNA. RefSeq lists its product as uncharacterized. Lineage: Eukaryota; Fungi; Ascomycota; Sordariomycetes; Hypocreales; Nectriaceae. The record is from RefSeq and is a predicted model, not a curated record. Gene Ontology annotation, cellular component: mitochondrion; endoplasmic reticulum. The transcript is spliced from 3 exons. The coding region runs from base 1 to 489 and encodes 162 amino acids. Gene Ontology annotation, biological process: protein targeting to ER.
AUGGCUUCUUUUCUUCUUUUUACAUUUACAACUCUAAAAGGGCUUGUCCAGUCCUACCUUCUUAACAUCAUUAUAAUUUUAUGCUCAAUUCAGGUUGCAAAGAGAUUGAACUUAGAUGACCCUCUCGUCCUUAACAUUCUCCGCUCUGUCUAUGUGGCAAGCAAUCUUGCAAUUGCAACACUAUGGGCAAUGGUAUUUGCUUCUAUUGAAAACAAGAACGACAAAUCCGAAGUGCAACUAAGUGAUAAGAAAGGUCGCCCGAUUACAACUACUGUAUACAAACAUGACAGAAGCCUGUUGUUCAAUGCUGUUCGGAAACAGAUCUUUGGAAUUCUUGUUGCUGUCAUUAUGCAUUUCUACCUCGGGUUGAGGGGAGCAAUGGUUACGCAAAGCAUUCUCCCAUUAAAGCUCGCUUUUCAGAAUAAUUUAGUCAGGAUUUAUGUGGUCCAGGGCGAUUUAAAGGAUAACAUUAAUCGGCCUUAUAAGUAA